CUGAGCUGAAGUGUUGAAGGAUAGAAAUACCAUCAUUUCCUUCACUCAGACUUAUUUAUAACCUUGUUUUUGUGUGGAUAUCGCUUAAGCGAACCGGAUACGAACACCAGCUUCAACACAGCCAUGGUGUGCAGUAAGUGUCUGAAGCUCACCAAGAGCACAAAGCUUGCGACCCCAGAGGUCAAGAAGAAGAGUGAAAUAUACUACGGAUCACCGGCUUCAUCCAAGGCGAGCGGCUCCAAGUCAGCCACUCUAGGCAACACUGGAGUAUCAAAGAGCAAGCUGCUGUCCAAAGCGGCGAAGAAUCCAUAUGCGGCAUACUCAAGCUCAUGUACGAAAUGUAAAACCAAAAUCACACAAGGCCACUCUUACUGUUCAAAAUGCGCCUUUACAACAGAUUCUUGUCCCAUGUGUGGAAAACCAAACAAAAAAUCUAAUUCCAAAGCUCCAACCAUUGAUGCAUAUAAAAACACGCUGCAAUAAACGAAUCUACAUACGUGCGUAUGGCAAGCUUUCAUUCUAUCUGACACAAGAAUCACCCCGCCGUACAUGCAUAUUCUUUUGAACAGCGGUGAGCACACUCACCCUCCUACGCUACAUCACAUCAACAUUGUUCAGGCAAUGAACUUCAGGCCCUCUACAUGAAUCCGGAAUAGUCACUAGUAGGGAAAGGCUCCCUAGUAGUAAAGAAGAGCCAGAGAGCUGGGCCUGAUGAUAACGAUGAACACACCGGCUUCAAGAGACGUGUAGGCGAUUCGGCAAUUAAAUAUUCUAUGUAGGCAUAGAGUCAAUACGAGUCUAGAUGUAAGACAAGAAUAAUAAUGUUUCG
This is a messenger RNA of Trichoderma atroviride IMI 206040, 829 nucleotides long. RefSeq lists its product as uncharacterized. The record is from RefSeq and is a predicted model, not a curated record. Lineage: Eukaryota; Fungi; Ascomycota; Sordariomycetes; Hypocreales; Hypocreaceae.